Molecule: messenger RNA, 1518 nt
Organism: Seminavis robusta
Lineage: Eukaryota; Bacillariophyta; Bacillariophyceae; Naviculales; Naviculaceae
Source: the annotation of a GenBank genome assembly
AUGUCAUCGACCAACAAAGACGAUGCGGCGGCAUCGACUGCGACCGACGAAAGCUAUUUUGAUCUCUUUGAUGACGAUGAGGAUGACGCUGACAAGGGGGAUAUCAAGGAGCUCAUGAAGUCUCUCGAUGCACUUCCAGAUCUGCCUGCUCCGUUGCCGGAAAAGAUCGAGCGUGCCUUGUCGCAAUCCUUGUCUCAGAUUGCCUUUGCAGCCAAUCCCGAUGAUGAAACCAAAGAUGGACUCUCGGAAAACGCCCGAGCGAGCUUGUCCACAGAAUCAGCCUAUGGGCACCCGCUUAGCGUCGAAGAAGCCGAAAAACGAAUCCCUUCAGGUGCUGGUGGUCUCCAAUGGCAUGUCAUGCUCAUCAAUGGCGACCCUUUUCAUGAAGAUGGAAACCUCAAAAAGGGUCUCAAUCCAAGAGACUUUAACCUGGAAACGAAGACCAUCAAACCUCGACGUGCCAAUCUACCCAUCCUUGCCACAGACUUUUAUUCGUCGUUGACUCGGGUGGAAGGACCCGAUGAUCCACGGUUUAUCUUUCAUGGAGUUUUGAAUGGAUGGCCUUCACUCCAGACCUUUGAGGUGGUCAAAAUAGAACGCAAGCGCAACAAGGAAUUUGUAAGACCAUCCGAAAUCAUCAAAGGACAGCGAGUAUGGGUACCCAUCUGGCAAGCGGAAGUCGAAGGAAAGCAAAGACUGGAUCCAACCAUAACGGAAAGUGGGCUUAUCUUUCGUCUCACUCUCCGUGGACCUGGAUAUACUAGUAAGGGUUGGUCCAGGAAGAGCCCUGGAUUCGCCUUUUGGUAUCAGGCACAGCUGAGACCAGAACCAACCCUGACCUACGGAACCCAGAUGAUUGAUCAAAUGGAUCCAAACGCUAUCUGUACAAAUGUGCACAUGGUGGCCCACAUGUAUGCUCGUGUCAAGGAGAAUGCAAAGGAUAAACUGACGUAUCACAGCUGUGUUCUGUUGGAAUGGAAUCACCAAGAAUAUUGCACUGUCAUUGAAGCAGCUUGGCUCAACGGAUUGGCAGGCUGGAGAGGAAAGUGCAACUUUUACGAUGACAUGGACGAUCCAGUGACUCAAAUGUACAAGUGUUUUCCACCCGAGAUGGUGUGCCCUUGGUUGACCAAUGCUGCAGAGAUCCGAGCUUUUGAUGUGGAGUCAAAAACGUUCGAUGAGUUCAAAGGAUACAUGACCAAGUAUGAAUCACGCGACAAACGCUUUUGGGAUGCUCAGUACCCAUUUUCACACCCAGCUCGCCUUACAUACCGGUCCAAGAAGGACAUUGCUCAGUAUUUGGUCAACUACAUGCGCAGAGAUGUAUCCUACAAUGAACUCAAACGAAAUUGUCAAACAUUGUCAGCAGACCUUUGCAACUUCGUGGCAGGAAAGAACAAUGUAAAGCCCUUUCAUCCUGUGAACAGGAUUGAGUACAAGAAUCGAUCAUACUUGUUUCUUUAUGAUCCUGACAUGUAUGAUCAACAGGAUGAAGCCAUUCAGGCCAACCAGCUUUGA